Messenger RNA from Anopheles gambiae (African malaria mosquito), 16465 nucleotides. It is a transcript of the gene how, whose product is annotated as protein held out wings. Gene Ontology annotation, cellular component: nucleus. Lineage: Eukaryota; Metazoa; Arthropoda; Insecta; Diptera; Culicidae. The record is from RefSeq and is a predicted model, not a curated record. The transcript is spliced from 2 exons. Gene Ontology annotation, biological process: regulation of mRNA splicing, via spliceosome. Gene Ontology annotation, molecular function: mRNA binding. Bases 633 to 1769 code for a protein of 378 amino acids.
UGGGAUAAGCGCGAGUGGGAAGCGCCCUCGACCGAACGAGCAGGCGUAAACCUUUAACGCACACUCACCCUGUGUUUAUUUCAAACUGAACCAUACGCUGAGUCGGUUGUGUGUGCGCUUGUUCGGCGGUCGCUUACUCCCGUGAAGUGUCACUUGGCCAAGAGAGAAGUUAAAAGCGGAAAGUUUUUCAAGGUACAAAUACACACACGCAAGAAAAAAAAGUGCACAAGAGUGUGUGGACGUGUGUGAGUGUUGUUAUACAAAAAAAUAAACCCCUAAGAUAGAAAAGUGCCUUAGAAAAGUGUAUUCGGAAUAAAAGCACGUGCGCACGCCCUAUUGGUUUGCAUGUAAACAAUGCCGAUAAACCGUUGUUGUUAAUACGAUUAAAAGACCGACAGUAGUGUAUGUGUGUGAGUGCGCGCCAGUUGUGAAUGUGAUUGAAGAAAGUCGGUGAAAAGAUAGUACAAGUGAUACAAGAACCCCCCGGGACAAGACGCUUGUGCCCGCCAACCAACCUCCCCCGGUCUAUUGGUUAGUGUUCGUGGUGUUCUGUGGAGAGUCGCCGAGUUCAUCUCGCCCAAGAGGCACACACACGCCCACGGACUCACAGUCCCGUGACAACAAGUCGUCGAAUGAAUCAAUUGCACCACAACCAUCACAUCAUGAGCACGUACGGUGGCACGGUUGAAAACAGCGGCACCACCAACCAGCAGCAGCAGCAACAGCAGCAGCAGCAACAACAACCAAACCAGCAACAGUCGACGCAAAGCAUCGCCGACUAUCUGGCCCAGCUGCUGAAGGACCGCAAACAGUUGGCCGCCUUCCCGAACGUGUUUCUGCACAUCGAGCGGCUGCUCGACGAGGAAAUCUCGAAGGUGCGCGCCUCCCUGUUCCACAUCAACGGCGUGACGAAGGAGCCGCUCCAGCUGCCCGACCCGGAAGGGGAAUCCGUCACGCUCAACGAGAAGGUGUACGUCCCGGUGAAGGAGUAUCCCGACUUUAACUUCGUCGGCCGCAUCCUGGGGCCGCGCGGCAUGACCGCCAAGCAGCUCGAGCAGGAGACGGGCUGCAAGAUCAUGGUGCGAGGGAAGGGCUCGAUGCGGGACAAGAAGAAGGAGGACGCGAACCGGGGCAAACCGAACUGGGAGCACCUGUCGGACGAUCUGCACGUGCUGAUCACGGUGGAGGAUACGGAAAACCGAGCGACGAUCAAGCUGAAGCGCGCGCUCGACGAGGUGAAGAAGCUGCUCGUCCCGCACGCCGAGGGCGAGGACGAGCUGAAGAAGCGCCAGCUGAUGGAGCUGGCCAUCAUCAACGGCACGUACCGCGACUCGACCACCAAGGUCGCGCCCGCCGACAACACGUUCAGCUUCGACCCGCAACAGUACACGGACGACCGGUGGAAGAUGGCGGCGGCGGCGUCGGCCGCCGACCAGCGCAUGCUGACGCAGGCGUCGCUCGCGGCCGCGGCCAAUCUGGCCGCCGCCAACCAGAUGGCGGGCCGGACCGCCCCGAACCCGCUCGGUGCGCCGAUCAUCCUGUCGCCCCGCAUCUCCGUCCCGACGACGGCCGCGAGCCUGAUACCGGGGUCGGGUCCGCCGCCCACGAUCGACCACACGACCGGGCUGAUCUACGCCUCCCCCUACACGGACUACAGCUACGCGCUGGCGGCGGCCGGCAAUCCGCUGCUCACGGAGUACGCCGAUCACAGCGUAGGUGCAAUCAAAAAUCCACGAAGGCAAUAUGCGUCUCGCGAUCAUCCUUACUAAAACCCCCAACCACCACCACCACCAACAACAACACCACCACCACCACCACAACCAACAACAAACUUUUCUCCCCUCUUUUUAUAUUACCUCUUCUCACACACCCCUACUCCACGUUAAUAUAAAAAAGCAUCGCUAAAAACAACUAGAGCAAACAGAGAGAAAAAAAAACAAAAACAAACAAUUCGAAUAAGUUGUGCUGUGUGUGUGCGUGUGUGUGUGUAUGUGUGCGCAAACACUUGGAAGGCCACUAAACAAAAAUGCAACAACUUCUUUUUUUGCCAAACAAACAAAAAUUAUCGCAAAGCGCCCAAAAAAAACGAACGCCUUCAAGCCACCAACGUGUGAAGCAAACACAGCGCAAAUCUUUUACUAUCACACACACCUACUCACCCCUUUGGCAAUCGUUAGAGAGAGAGAGAUAUAUAUAUACACCCACACUCACUCACACACACAAUCCUUAUAAAACCCGGGCGGUGGGGCAAUAAUUUAUCUAAUGACCAUUUAUCUAUAAAGCUACCUAUUUUUUUUUACUAUUAAUUUCAUGCUCACACCCACUUUCACCCUUUAAAAGUUGGAAAAACAACAGCAAAACCUGCGCGCAUACUUUUAUAUAUGUAUUUUAUAUAAUUUGUUGCUCCUAUAUCUUCUACACCCUUCUUCGUUACUUCGAAUAUUAAUAAUAUUCAUACAAUUAUUAAUAAUACUUAAUAAUAACAUCGUCUAGAUCAUGUAUGCAUCAAUAAUAUCUAUAUAAAAUAAUCGCAUUAAUUGCAAAACAAACAAAAUAACGCCAAGGAAUGAUAGAGAUCUGCUACGGAAUGAGGUAAAAACAAAAGGAAACAAUAGCAAUUGUGUAGCUGCUCCUAAAACAAAACAAAACAAAACAGAAAAAAAACCAUUCUUGUGUUUGAUUAACGCCCAACAAAAAUGCGCUGAAUAUGUAUAAUCUUCUAUUAGUAGCAUUCAUCACCGACACUACAACAACCACUUCCGUAUAUUCAUCUUUUCGAUCUGUUUGUUUAUUCAUUGUUUAAUCUCAUUUUUAAAGACUAGCAACACUCUGUUGCUAGUUGAGCGUAUCGGUUAAACAACAGAUACAAGUAAUAGUGCGAUACAAUUAAAUCUCUUCCUUUCUUUGUACUGUAACGCUUCCUUUUUGAACUUGAGGAAUAUAUCUCAUUUUCUCUUAUCUGUUAAUAUCAUCCCUCAUCCCUCAACACAUUUCUGUAACGCAAAAUAUUACAAAAACCUUGUACAACAACACAGAUCUGAGCGCGAUAAACGUGCAAAUUAAUCCACUCACGUGUGAAAUGAUAAUGUGUGUGAAGAAAAGGGGACAUUAUAAUACGAUCGUAUAAUAAUUAUUAAACAUUGUAAAACGUAUUGUGUUAGCUAGCUAGCAGGUAGCACCCAGAGGAUUAUGUUUAGAUGUUUAUGGAAGGAUGGCGGUAAUGUGCGAAAUGUGAACACACACCACCACGCUGCGGCUCUUGUUUUGUUGCAUCAUUGUGCGCAAAUAACGAUAACCUUAAUAUUAGUUUUUAAUUAUAAUAAUAAUACUGUUAACGAACAUUAAGUGUGCACUAAGCUAAACCUAAAAAGAGGAGGGGUGAACUGUGAAAUGUGGACAUCGGAAAGGAUUAAUUGUUCUAGCACUCUACACUACUACUACUACUACUACUACUACUACUACACCCAACUCUCAAUACACUAUCAAACACCGAACUUCUUAACCAUUUCGACCGACCACUACUUCUAACAACUCCUACCUUUUACCCCGUUUUACUUACUGUUCCAAUUUGUUCCUUAUAUUUUCCCCUAUUUGGAGAGAAGAAGAAGAAAAGAAAACCUCCCAAGCAGUACGUAAAAUAACGCUAUUAAAUUGCAAAUUACGAUGCAUUAUGGUCGCAACACCACCUAACAACGAUCCCGUAACACAAGCAAUCCUUUUGACAACAUGAAACGUUAUGUACUAAAAAAGGAUCGACCAUCUGUACUAAAAACAUGAGCAAUGGCUUAUCACACUCAUUCUACAGCACUUAACACACACUAAGGAAAGCCAAGCCGAACGUUUUCGUUCGUGGUAGCACCUCGAAUACACUCCUCACGUUGAAGGCAUCAUAUCGUGUAUGGGAAAACUGUUUUUGUAACUUUUUUGUGACACAAAACAAACUCCGUGUCGUGCGCCGCAUCACCCCCCCUGCUCACUAAAAUGCUAAAAUCCCUUCAAUCUGUACCAUUCAUCUGAUUAACUUCUGGCAAAGCGCAAUCUCUCUCCUACUCUCUGUGCCUAUCUCUCUCUUAAAUUAUGCUUUCAUUAAUUUGUUACAUAGCUUUUUUAGCACACACUGAUAACGACCGAUUAACCGAACCGAUAAUAUGUUGAAUCUAAUACACCUGGUAAUUGAAUAUUUCUUCCUUUGUUACUAUUCGUUAACAUGCACACACAGAGGAGAUCCUUCACUCGUGAAGUGAAGUGAACUAGUCGUUACGUUGUAAUGGAAUAUUUUAACCCUUUAAAAAUAAUUAAUUGUGAGCCUUCUGUUAUGCGGCUCCCCACCGUACGCUUUUUGAACGGCAUUUUUGUUGCGGUCUAGUGUAAUGUUAUGUUGUUACUUUCUUUCAGUUACGUUUCCGACGUCUGUUGUAAGCUGUACAACUUGUGUGUUUUUUAUACUUUUUUUGUUUAAUUCUGUCUCUACUCCAAAUGUGCCAAAGUAUUAAAAAUCGAUCGUUCAAGAAAUGAGAGAGCAAGAGACAGAGAGUGAGAGAAGAUGGUUAAAGGGAGGAAAAAGACGGGACAUACUUCUUCGGGCAAGAAAAAGGCAGUUCAAAACGUUUGUUUAAAAAUCAAAAUCUUUUUAGUCUUCCGGAUAAACACGCACACAAAACCAGACACCAGAUCACCGUCGGAACUCUCUCCAACCGAUCCGAUCCGAUCUUCCGGCUCUCAGAUCAGUCUCUGCUUCCGGUCGUGGGACGUUUUGUUUCUAAUCCCACGGAUGUAUGUGUUUCUUUUGAUGCAUCGAGGAAGUGUGUAUGGAAAGGGAAAAGAGAACAUAUAAUACUCAUCAAAGUUGUGUUGUGUUGUGCAGCGAAGGGGCCAUCUCUUGGGGGUUUUCCUUCAUACAUCAAAGUGUCCUGUACAGCACAGAGAUACAGAUCAUCAGGGAGAGAAGAGGGAAUGUGCUCUGCAACCGGGGAGAUUAAUCGGAUGAAUGGUUCAAUUGAUGAUACACAGCGUACACCCAGCAACAAGUAUAUGCAAACAAAGGGCGGUGCCAGUUUCUUGCUCGAUUGGAGGAGGAAAUUAACACACAAGCGUGACGAUGCGUACAACGUGCAGAAGUAUGACAGAAAAAGAAGAGAAUCUGUGGUGCAAAACAAACGACUGCAUUGGAAUUUGCAUUGCAUGUCGUCUUCCCGUUUUUUAAAUAGUGCUCGAGAACUAUCUGCAAUUCAUACAUGUGUAAAAUUACAUCAACCCUCCAAUACACAAACACACCACCACACCACACACUCGAAAAGAUCUGCCUGAAAGCAACUCAUUCAGCUAUAAGAGAUCGUAUGCAUUUUGAGAACGCAUAAUUUGUGGUGCCAUCGCAACGACCGUGUGCGCAGCAGUGUGUGUUUCGUAAAGCAAUACAAAAUAGUGUAGCAAAAAUGGCUUGCGGCGGAAAUCAGGCACAACCGAAUGCAUAAGAGAAUCAUUUAUAUUUUAUUAAAAAAAAAGUGCUUCCCCUGUUAAAUCGAAAGUCGAUGCAAUUUUUACUUUGCGCUGAGAAAGAGAUAGAGAGAGGGAUUUGCAGGAAGGAACAGACAAGGAAACCAAGUUUCCGGACAAAAUCAAACGCUUCCCAGUCCCGUUUAGUAUCUUUUUUUUCUCUCAUAAGAGAUUUUUAUUGCGCAACAAAGUUUAUCGCACACAAAAUAAUUAUAACUUUGUGCGAUAUUUACCAAUAAAAACACACACACUCUACUACCCUUCAAUAUGUAUGCCUUUUGUGCGGUUGUGUACACUAGCACGAUUUUACCCAAGGUGGCAAUAUCUAUAUACCUUUAUGGAAGGGAAUAUUACUUCAAUAUUAUAUAAAUUAAUCUAUUAUUAGUUUGUAUUGUGUGCCGAGUGUGUGUGUGUUUUUUUGCUAUUUUAAAACAAUUUGAAGUAAUCUCAUUUGAAGAAUCGUCAGUGUGACUUGAGGAAGGUUCGAACAAGAGAAGUUCAGAAUGUAUUGUAAAGCGGAGAAAAUAGAAAAUCAUAUCAAAUGAUUUUUUUUUAUAUAUCGUGAAAUCUCUUUUACACAACCCUCCGUGUCGUAGCUAAGCUUAUAGUUGUUUUUUUUUAUAUUAUUACUUAUAAUACUAAUUUUAACCGUAGCCCUUAACACACCAACACUUACUCUACUCUGUUCUACACAAUGUGCAUUGUAUGUGCCUUUUGCCUGACUAUCGUGUAUUGAUCGUUUCUUAUAUGGAAUGACCAAAACUAAACAGUAAAGCAAAAUAGUUAGUAGCAAGCCCUAAUUGCGGUAUCUUAGCAGAUAUAACAAUGAAAUGUAAAAUCAAAAUGAAAUUAAAAACAUAAAACAAUAACGAAACAAUAUUAACUAACUAGAUAUGUAAGAACAGAAACACACAGAGAAAUGCAAUUAAUUAUGAAACAUACUGGAACUGGUUGGAUUUUACAUUGAGGCAAGAAGAAUGCUAAACACAAACAACCUAUAAACCACUAAAACAAAAGUAUAUAAUUCUUACGGCAUAUUGUAUUUUAAUAGUAAAACCAUUUAGAAUGUGGUAUAAAAAGGGCAAUGAAAAGCAAUCAGAAUAACUCCAUGUUACUGCAAUAUUAGCAACCAUACAACUGUCAACGAAUGACAAAACUCACCGUUAACAAACGAUAAUCAAGUCCGAUGUGUAACAAGUAAUGUGCCCGAGUGAAUAUGGCUGCAACUCCAAUUGGACAUACAUUUACUUUCUCUAAGAAAUUAUACAAAUUAGGCAAUAACCACUACCGUAUCUUGUGGAUGAUGGCCAAUUGAAAAAUAACCUUGCUAAACACACACACAAAAACAAACGAAUUAAAUAUGUUAACAAAAUCUCACUGACCACGCAACUUAAAAACAAAAAAAAAACAUAACACCAAUCUAUCUGUUGCAAUAGCGAUAAUGGUAUGGACAUGGAUGAGGAGGAUGUUCUACUGGAACCUUAUGUGAAAUAUGUGCCUUCUAACCGGUCGAUGGUGUAUGAACAUGGACAUUAAUUAAUAUUCGCUUCUGAUAACCUAUGUGCAAAAACAGCAGGUGCAGCAGCAGCAGCAGUGGCAAUGAAAAUGCAGAAUAAUAUGCUAGAGUUUUAUAACCACUACUAUACUUCUUCUUCUCUCUACCCUCUUUUCUCACUCACACUCAUUCUGCUCUGGUAUAACACAUACAACAAGGAUGUAAGGUGUGUGUGUGCGUGUUGUAAAGCCGACAGCAAGAAAUAAUGAAACAUUUUAAUAAAGCUUAAUAAUUGCACUUCUCUAAUCUACUUCUACUUUUAAUAUUAUUUAGCUACUGCUUACUAGCAACUACCAGCUGCUACUCUAUUCACCAUUACUACUACUACUACUACUACUACCGCUACUACCAUCCGUUUAAUAAUAAUAAUAAUAAUAAUAAUAAUAAAGCAAUUGCUGGCAAACUUUAACUGGACUAGUUUUUAUUAGCUGUAUAUGUAUGUAUUACCAACCAAUUCUCUCUCACCACCCAACACCACCCUCCUAAACGAAACAUAAUCCACGUUCGCUCUCUCAUAUUAGAUAUAUGACUGUGCCAUAACAUGUGUAUCCUAACCUCCUUUAUUUUCGAGAUAACAAUUACUCCUACCACUUCACGCUGUUUCCCCUCAUGUCCCAAUGUCUAAAGAGCUCCUUAUUCCCCCGAAACCAAAGCAGCACGAUCAAGAAAGGUCGCAAAAGAUCGUUCAAUUUAAGCUAAAUUUUAGCUCAUUUUAGCUCAAUUUUAGCUCAAUUUUAGCUCAAUUUAGCUCAAUUUUAGAUCAUUGUUGCUCUAUUUAACUCAAUUGGAGUGUUAACAAUUUUAGCUAAUUUUUACUGAAACAAGUAGAAGACGAUCAUCUUCCUGCUGCUUUGAAUUCCAGUCCCCUAUAGUUCCCAAUCAAUCCAACCACUGAUCCUUUCCUUUAAAACCUUUACCUUCCUCAUCCAAAGUUUAACCAUCAGUUUGCUGAAAGAAAUGUAACCACAUGUGGGUUUGAGAACAACUAAGCAAAAAUACUAAGCAGCUAUAUCUUUCGCUACUACUCACACUCUACUACUGGUUGUGAAUGGAAAGGGUGGAUGAAAAGGACAAUGCUGCGAAGGUUGUGGAUGCGGUAAUAUGCAACAAAAAUCGAAAGUUCGAAGAACGAAGAAACAUCAAUUAACCAUCGAACGAAAACAUCAGUUUCGUAGUCUAAAAAGGCAACUACUACUCCUCUCGCAACUACCUCUUGCUGCUGCUCUCUCUAAUCUUUGCCACCUCGAAAACUAAAUGGAAAACCGGCUAGCUUCAUUAUUACUACCACUACUACCACUUAAUACACUACUUACUACCAUGGUAUUGGAUGGAAUGGUCGGGAUAUGUUUUUUUUUUAUUUAAUAUUUUGCUAACCAUAAUGCUCUACUACAUAUGGAUGGGUUUGCCGUAAAAGUGAAGCGAAUUGAAAUUAUUUUUGGCUGAUCAAUUGUGACUGCAAUUCUUUGUUUAAAUCAUCCCUCAAAACCACACACCAACCCAUGGCUGUUUGUAUAAUACUCUCUCUAGAUAAGAAUGAUAAGCAAGAAGAGGAGCAAAAGAAGAGCAUUUAAUGUGCUUAUCACACUGGCGACACAACACGAACUGUGCAAGAUAUCUUAAUUAGCAUGAAGGAGGGGAGUUUUUCGAGACCGAAGACCAUAUCUUUUGGGGUGUCGUCUUUGGAUAAGAGCAUCUCUACCGUCCCAAAUAAGGUGAUGUUCUUCUGCAUACGGUUUUAUCAGUUUAAUUGCGUGUGGUUGGUAGUAGACACACCCUGUCUGCAGAGUCAUAGUUUCUUAUUAUCUUGAAUGGCCUUGUACGACGGCAGAAAGGCAAGAAGUUGUAAAAAUGAUGGUACGCUUCUAAGCGAAAACGGACCGAAACCCGCGUUGAAAGAUCACAGUUGCUAAGCUAAGACACAUUGUAGCUUCUCUCACUGUAGAUCAUCUUGCGCUUGCGGCAAAGGAGAAGAGCGAUCGUUCGGAGUAGUAGUUACAGUUGGCUCCUCUCGGAACGAAAUUCGAUAGUAGCGCGCGCUGAGUGUGGUGACCACAAAUUCCCGAUAGUUGUGUGUUGUGUUUGGAAACGCCUCCCUGUGUCCGGUUGCUUUCCCAAGAAUUUGUUCACGUAAAACAAUCUCUUCCUUUGGGGCACGUUCGGCGAGACGAUUCUAUUGAAUGCUCAUCGGAAAUGUGUGUCUCUCUCUAAAGAGUGCCCUGUGUCUUCGAUUCGGCAACUUAUUCAAACGUAGCGUAUCGAAUUGCCAAUCGAAUUUGUAUACCCGUCUUCGUAAAAUCUAUUUCAUGAUCGUGUUCGAUUGUUCUUGACGUGGUGUAGGGCGUGUGCACAACGGGGCCGCCGCGUGGACAUGCAUCUAAAAUAGCUCGUGGAACCGCGAAACCGACUAACUCUGCCGGUGGUGGCGGUUGCGCUAAAUUAUUUAUAGCCCGUGACACACACACACACACACGCAGAGACACACCACAUCGUGAAAGAGAGCAAUCUCCUCCACGCCCGACACUGCUGUGGCCGGUUUGAAGCGCAGAGCUUCCCUACAAACGCGCCCUACGACGCGAACCACACACCGCUGCGCGCGCGCGUCCGUUGCGCUGAUCUGCACGCGAACCUUUGCGCAGCAUUUCGAACACAAAAAAAGAAUAAUAAAAAAGGUCAUUGUACACGCACAUACCGUUUGUCUGUUGCGUGUCUCGGCGCCGCCGCGGAUGCAGCGCUGCGACUGUCCGUCCGCGCGUGUGUUUGUCCUCCCCAAGUUGACCUUAACGGGACGCUGAGAGGGAAAGAGAGAGUUUGUCCCUGUGAAACCUCUUCUUUUUGUGUGUGCCAUUUGGAAGUGGCAUCCGGUUUUGGGAAGACCAAACUAGUGGGAGGCUGCUGCCUCCCUAUAUUCGCCCAUGCGUGCCUGUACGUCAUCACAUGACGGUAGAAGCAGGAAAUUCACCCAAGGAGGAAUUUCGGGGAGUUAAAGAAUCGUGCGAGCGCGUCUCACUCCCCCAAAAAAAAGCACUGAUUUAAAAACGCAAAAUGUGUGUUGCGUUCGGCAGACAUUUUCCACCGCCUUUGCGCCUUUAUUGCUCCCCCUGGAGGUUAAUGAAGCAAUAGCGAAUGUUCCGAACAUUGCCCCCCGAGGCACGACGGCGUACACAACAACACCGUGUGUUACGAUGAUCUGCUGCAGGAAAAUCCAAUUUAAACGCUUUUUUUUGUCCACGCAUAUUGGUCCUCAUGGUCGUCGGCAUUUAGGCACGUGGUGUCUAAGAGCCCGCUUAAAUAGACCCACAGCACGACUUCUUCCCCCUCUAAACAUUUCAUUUCCAUCAGCGCCUCAGAGGCAAGAAAAUGAGAUUUUUGUUGUUGAAAGUGAUGAGAGCGUGUUUUUUUGUGUGUGACCGGAAAGAUUGCUUAUUGGCGCACAGUUGAUUAAAGAGGGCGCACGACGAUGACUGCGCUCACUCGCUCCCAGACGUCGAUGUUUACGUGCCCUUUUGGUAGCCGGUGAGGUACCCGUGCCCGAAGGGCUGAUAAUAGAGGUGGUACACCCUUUACACAACAUUACACUGGGUUGUGCGAAAACGUAAACGAGCUCUCCACUACUGCACCCGAUGCGUGCAAAGAAGCGAUGUAGCAGAAAGGGGAGAGGUUACAAUCGGUUUAAUUAAGCACCAGAAGAAAGGCACCAUCGCCAACACAACACUCAGCAUCUCAGCUCUUUCACAUCAUAGCAGAGUGUAGUGUCCGAUCGAGUUCGAUCGCGGGUAUAAAAGACCUGUUAAGGCGGCGCAACUGUCAUCAUCAUUUCUCUUGGGGGGUGUAAUAGUUGAAGCAGCGCUCUGCCUGCUGCUACUGCACCCUGGCAGAGGAAGAUCACAGCACAGUCCUUGACCUAGCGCGCGGUGUGUGGUGAUGUGCUGCUGCUUCGUGUACGACGCACUGUGAGAGAUCUGAUUAAUGAUCGCUCUGUGUGCGCUUUGCAGUCACCAUUUCUCUGCAGGCGAACGACAGACCGGCGACAUCGUAAUGAUGCAAAUAUACAAAAAGGGAAAACAGAUUACUAACAGGGUGAGGCAGAGCGGCGUAUAGAGAUGAGGUGAAUAUGUGGCUUGCAAAUGCGAAGACAGUACACACAUCGGAGCGGCGGCACAUGUGUCUAUAGAAAAAUAGUGCAAUCAAAGGGAAGGAUUGUUGUUUAAUCAUCAUCGUCGCUGGUUGUUGCUUCUAGUUGCAUUAAUAAGACCAACUGUGUUCACAUUCCAGCUCCUCUCUAAGGAAUGCCACUCACGUGUCGUAUGUCCACUCUCGCAAGUAGAAGUAGUUGAAGGCGACAACGUCUUCCAUUGGAGGACGGUUUGCUGUUUUUGCCGCUUUUCAAACUCUCAAAUGACUACACCGGCAACAAGAGCUAUAUCCAAACAUUUUGUUCUUUGGAGAGGGCUUGUGUAAACAGAACACAUUCCUCGAAAGCUCCCCCCCCCCCCCCCCCUGUACGCCUCAGAAUCUCCGGCUUGUCUCGCAUAGUUCAGAGGUGACACACACAUCGUUUUCGAGAUAACGCGUCCCUGCAGACUCUGGCAGCACAGAGGAAGAUGGUGAUAGAGAGGAGGACCCAAGAUCGAUAAGCAUCAUCAACUUCGAUCAUCGCGCUCUCUAGCACCAGUUUUCGAAGUUGUUCCAGCCCAGCUCAACAUAACACAAACUAUAAGGAAAGGAAAAACAAGAUCCCUUGUGCGUGUGUUCUGUCCAAGAUUGCCCGUUUUUUGCGAAUAUCUCGCCUUCGCUCGCUCUCUUCACCCGCUAACCUUGACGAGUUUUUGCUGUAUGUCACACCGGCUCUACAGCCAAAGGUGUAGGGGGACCUACGCCACCGUAUCGGUCCGUGUCCCAAAACACAGCGCCGCUGCUGCACGCAGUUGAACCAACAUUCUGAGCUGAUGCUGGGUGAGGAGGUGGCAGUACCACCACCACCAACAACAACACACACCGGGUCGAAAAACCGGUCGGUUGAACUAAUCAAGCCGUUCGACUCCGGCGACAAACCCUUUCCAAAGCGAAGUGUCUCGGUUGCUGCCGGUCAUGUUGUUUUCUCGUUUUAUGUGCGUUCUCUCCCCAGCUCCAAUGUUUCUACUGGUUGGGCUUCAAGAAUAUGACGAUUUGCCGGGGCGGCAGAGCUGUUCAGAAAGGGGAAGAGAGGUUGCAUAUCACUUGUGGUGCCUAUAGGUACUACAUUGGCGGUCGUCCAAAGCUUGGAGUCUAUUUGGAGGAUUUUUUUUUUUUAAGAUUGGUAUGCAAAUAUGAAGUCCGUCCGUCGGAAAUUCUAGAAACCGAAGGGUAAAGAUCAUGCAUCACGGCUUAGGCUCACGGUGUUACGAAGGACGGGGUGACACAUUGGGGUAAAGAAGAGUGCCUCAGAACCAGUUGGUGGUUCUUCGUCGCAAACCACACAAUGCUACGAAAUCAUAAAAUUUUGAACCAUCAUAUUUUGAUUAGCUUGGAUUUAGCUUAUGGGAGGAGCUGCAAAAGCAAAUCCCUGUCCCGAGACACUCCCGACGCGGGUUGAUUGGAGAGGCACAGCGACAUUCUUUUCCACCCUGAGAGGGUUGAGCUGCGCGAUAAGAGCUGCGAAUCGGUGCGUUGUCUCUAUGGAGUGAACACACUUGUGACAACUGUUGCCCUGUUACUGCUACGCGCCUCCAAUAGAUGCUGUUAGAGGGCGAACUAGGGAAACUGUUUGGAUACGCCCUGCAAACCGGAAUCUGGACGAUACAUUAUCGUUAGCUCCACGCCCGUCGUUCCUGCGUGUGUGUGUGCGCUUUGUGUUCGUAUGUGAAGCACAGCUAAAGCAAACAAAACUAAACCACAUACGUGCUGCUCUGGUGUGCUGCUGUGGACGCCGAUUGCUGCGCCCGAUGCAACAACAGAAUGUUGGUGUAAGCGCAAAAGAAGGGUUGGGGGAUUCGGUAAAUAAAUAGAAAUAUUAUACGAUCGCCCCAUGAUGAAAAUUGUUCUCUUCGCGCAUCGAUGAUUGAUCGUUUGGGUCUGGUGCACGCGUGUCUGGCAGUUUGUGUCCGCAUGCGUCCCCGCCGUGUCCCACCCCAAUGGCACGCAAUGACACCCCACCAUCUACUCGUCCGUGUAUGGUCAGAGUGACAAAAAAGUUUUUAGAACAGUUUUAGUACAGCCGUAUUCAGAAGAAGUACAAGUUCUUUUUCCUUUCCUGCAUUCGUCUCUCUUUCUCUUAACUCAUUUUAUUAAAUUAUAGUUAAAAAGUAGAUCAUAUUUAUUUUAUUAAAAAAGAAUGAAUGUUUUUUUAGAACAAGUAAAACAAUAUAUAGAUUUUAAUAUAUUUACAUCACACACCCACUCUCUUUCUCCGGUGCUCUAGAAUAUUGUAUUUAUUAUGUUAUAAAAGGGCGUUUCUCUGGCACGUGUGGAAAUGCACCGUGAGCCCAGCCAAAACACCCACCUGUACAUACAUUUACUGCAAACAGGAUACACACACAUAUCUCUCUUACUAGAUCGUUUUCUCGAUCGAUCGACGGGGCGGCCAAUGUGUGGCCUUCUUUACGAAAAGGAGGUCCGCGGCGCCCGUCUUUUAGCUUUUAGUGCAAAACUUUCGGUAUUUUUUAUGUAAUAUAAUUAUGAUACCGAGCGAACAGUGUUAUGUAAGUGUACAGAUUUCCAUGACGUUUUACUUUGAAAACAUGUCUUCCCCGUCCUUCUUAGGUAGAAUGUUAUUUCCAUCCAUCCCCCCUUAUCUAACCCAUUAUUAUCAUGCAGAGAUUAUGUGGGGCGAGGGCUGGCAUGCUGGAUGACCGGGCUUGGUCCUUAGUUAGCCAUAUUAAAACUGUUCAAAGGGUUGGUGGACACACACAAAAAAUGGAACAGGAUUUGUGAUUAAUAAUCAACCCCUAACAUAACUAACAGACGACGCUACUACACCGACAGUACCGAGACAUUACAUACUGAUACGCAAGCCAAACACGCCAACAAACUCCAUCCCUAAAGAGGUCAACUAACGUGCAGGAAGGAAGCAAAAAAACACACAACGCGAAAAAAAACAAACCCCAUAAAACAACUGAGAAUGUUCUAAAAAAUAGAAAGUGAGGGAAGAGCGUGGAAACAAAACUAAUCAGCGCUUCUUGAUUAUUUUUUUUUGCUCGUAAAUGAUAGUGUGCUCCAUUCUGGAUGCAGUGAGCGCAUGCGGCACAGUUUAAAGUAUUUUACAAUAUUUUUGUGUUGUUGUCAUUUUUAAUAAGAAUACCGACCCGUCGGCAUACCAGCCAAGAACAACCCCCACGAGCAUGAUAACAAGUGUGGGCAAGAUUAGCUAAUGAAGCGCGUAGAACGUGCUACUAGUGUGUAGGGUAAUGCCAGGAAGUAAAGGGCAGCAAAAGCAUUACACAACACCAUAUAUCCCAGUCGCCAUCCUUAUUUCUAGGUAGACAAAUAAUGUUCUGUAUUAUAAAGCUACUAACGGUAGUGAAGCCCGUGAAACACAUUGUAUUGUUGUGGGAUGUUUUUUAAUUUUCUUUUUGUUUUUUAGUGGUAUCAUCAACUAGACAAUUUUUAUUUUGCACACCAGAUCUUAAUCGUUUUUAUUUUUUAUUUCUACACAUGGUACAACAAAACGAAACGAACACAAGCAACAUAAAAUACUUUUAUUGUGCAAAUGUACGUUUUACGGAUCAGUAUGUCUUAGUAGUACAAUGGUGUGUUUAGGAAUCGAGUUUUUAACGAAUAGUUCUAGGAUUUUAGUAGUGCUUGGUGGGAACUUUGAAAUGCUAAUUUAUUUUGGUUUGUUUUUGAUUUGUUUUUUUUUUUUUGUUUAUUAUACAUCAAUUUUAAUCGUUUUUUUAAUGUAAAAUAUUAAUUUAAGGCAGGGUGAAACUUAUUAUAUUUAGAACAAGUCUAAAAGUAUGUAUGUGCUAAAUGUUGUGUAGACUGUAACGCGUGUUUGAUUAUAACGUUAACGUACGGCUGAGAAGCGCAAAGCAAUACUUAUAAAGAAGCUUCAGCUUAACACACCCAACAACAACCUGUCUAAAAUUGUAUCAAAAUGCAGCUAUAGUGGGUUAGACAAUUUGCUCUCAUUCUCGUUUAAAAAACAACGUUCAAAUGCAGUACGUAUCAAAACAAACAAAAUUACUAAUGUAGCAAACCGUAGUGGUCUAAAAACAGGGGGGAAAACCCCAAGGCACGGGGAAACACAAACAAACAACGAAUGCCAUAAUUAAUUACACCUUAUUUUUCGUUAUUAAGUGUUGACUUAAAUGUGUUUAGUAUAAGAAAAUUUAACAAAGUGCCUAGAAAAAGUAGAUGAAAGUACGAGCAAACACACGCCGCCGUCCAAUACAAUCGCGUUUGUACUGUUUUCCGAAGCAUAUGUACAUUCUAAUGCUUCAGAAACAGACCAGAAUGAUGUAUUGUUGCAUCUAUUGUUUUAUUUUGUUUUUAUUACCCUCUGACAAAUUGCAUUAUGCAAAAUGCUCUCCUCUGAAAAGUGUGUGUGUGCGAAAGGAAAACAUAUGUGCGCCAUAAAAUGAAAACAUAAGUAUGCCCUCCCGCAAAAGUAACAAUGCUGCUGUCGGCAUUGUACUUGUACUCUGCUACUUAUUAGUAUUGUUGUACUUGUAAUAAUAUUUUAUUCUACUGUUAGUUUAUAGAAAUCACACCUACAUAUACACUACUCACAAGCCAUCACUUUGUGUUUUACAUGACAAUUUACACACAGUGUUUAAAAGCAAACCACUCACCAUCGAAUUCUUUUUUGUUUACAUUGUAAAACAACGCCACUACUCACCGCACGACACAAUUAAAAAAGUAGAAGUGGGUGGUAUUACAAACAAAUACAAAUACUCUCCUUUCUCUUAGUCUAACACAGAAAAGCGCCAUAAACAUUCACUCUCUAAUAAACUGUGUUUAACCGAAGGUUUUCACAAGAGCAAAGCGUCGUGUGUAGAGUCGCACGGAUCCAAAAAAAACAAAACAAACAAAACCAGAAGCAAUAUUAUUUGCAUACCCAAGGGCAUGUUUAGAGCGUUACUUCACAGCGUUACUUUAGAGCAGAAGCCGAGCGGUUUUAGAACAAUUGUUAAUUGGGCGCGCGCGCGCGUUUAGCUUUAGCAGAGAGAAAAAGGGAUCCGAUUAAUAAUAAUAAUAAUAAUAAUAACGUUUUAAUAGCUACAGGAAUGAAAACUCAAAAAAUUGUAUUCACCACCACCAACCAACCAACCAACCAAUCUAAAACAAACAAACAAAAAACCAACGCGCUAAAGAAAAUAAUAUUUAAUAAUAUAUUAAUUAAAUAAUAAUCUUUCUGGAAAUAAUAAUAAUAAUAAUAAUAAUAUAUCAGUUUGCUCAAAGUUUUUAAUAAAAAUAACUCACUCAUCUGUUAGUUUUUAA